Molecule: messenger RNA, 426 nt
Organism: Lactuca saligna
Lineage: Eukaryota; Viridiplantae; Streptophyta; Magnoliopsida; Asterales; Asteraceae
Source: the annotation of a GenBank genome assembly
AUGAAGCAUUUUAUGGCCUUUAUUGAUGAUGAUGAUGAUAUGCUUGUUGAUGACACCCCACCAAACUCUCUAGGUGAUAAUUCUCCUCCACCUCCACCUCCAUUAUCAAAUCUUCCUCCAUCACUUCCUCCACCAUCUCAUUGUCCUCCUCGUACUCCUUCAUCACUUCCUUAUUCUCCUGAAUAUGAUGUUGCCAAAGGGGGGGGGGGGCUUGAGAUGUCUGAAACUGGAAGGGCUGAAGCUGACCUUCAAAAGGAAAUUGUUAUUGCUAACAUUCCAUAUGUUGUUACAAAAAUUGAUCAGCCUAUUCCAGACACUGGUAAUCAAUCAGAGACUGAUGAUUAUAAAGGGUUUCUUGAUGUUGGAUUCAUGCCACCUGCCAAUGUGCCAGUUGUUCAUUUUAAACUUGCCUACCGUGAUUCAUAA